Molecule: messenger RNA, 4059 nt
Organism: Labrus bergylta (ballan wrasse)
Lineage: Eukaryota; Metazoa; Chordata; Actinopteri; Labriformes; Labridae
Gene: chdh
Product: choline dehydrogenase
Cellular component (GO): mitochondrial inner membrane
Molecular function (GO): flavin adenine dinucleotide binding; choline dehydrogenase activity
Source: RefSeq, a predicted model, not a curated record
UAUAAACACAGCCAGACUAAGCUCCGCCUCACGUCGAUGACUCGGCCAGGUCACCAAUAUGAGCGUAGAGUGUCGAGUGUGAGACAUAAGUGAAAGAAGAAAACCCUCCCGGAGCCAGGAUGUUGCUUUUGGCUACAAAAGGUCUCACUGGAGCCGGACGGGUCAUAACGGGGACCCGGCAGGGAUUAAUGGCAGGUGGCAUGUGCCAGUUUUCUUCUUUGAGACAAUGUACCGUUGUCCAUAUGAACAGAAACACUGGCCAGUUCUUUCAUGUAAUCAACCAUUACAGAUGCUUUAGUGCUAAGGCUGCCCUUCAGAAUGCUUCAUCACCCAAAGCCAAUCAGAAAACCCCUUCCUAUAGUUAUAUCAUUGUUGGGGCCGGCUCAGCAGGAUGUGUUCUUGCCAACCGUCUCAGUGAGGAUACCCAUGAGUCGGUCCUGUUGCUGGAGGCUGGGCCCAAAGACAUGUUUCUUGGCAGCUUACGACUUUCAUGGAAGAUCCACAUGCCAGCUGCUUUGACCUACAACCUCUGUGAUGACAAGUAUAACUGGUACUACCAUACUUUACCUCAGGCCCAGAUGAACAACCGGGUGAUGUACUGGCCAAGGGGCCGUGUGUGGGGUGGCUCCUCUUCACUCAAUGCCAUGGUGUACAUCCGUGGACACGCUGAAGACUACAACCGCUGGCAGAAAGAGGGGGCCGAGGGCUGGGACUACGAACACUGUCUUCCUUACUUCAGGAAGGCACAAAGCCAUGAGCUAGGAGGAAACAGGUACAGAGGAGGCGAUGGACCUCUGUAUGUGUCAAGAGGGAAGACCAACCAUCCCCUUCACAAGGCUUUUAUUGAGGCAGGGCAGCAGGCAGGAUACCCGUUUACUGAUGACAUGAAUGGGCACCAACAGGAGGGUCUGGGCUGGAUGGACAUGACCAUUUACAAAGGAAAGAGGUGGAGCACAGCCAGUGCGUACCUGAGACCCACCUUGGGUCGACCAAACCUGAAGACCGAGGUUGGGUGCCUCACCACCAAGAUCCUGUUUGAAGGCAAUGUCGCUGUGGGUGUAGAAUACACACAGAAUGGACAGACGAAAAAGGUGUAUGCAGAUAAAGAGGUGAUACUAAGCGGGGGAGCCAUAAAUUCACCUCAGCUUCUCAUGCUGUCUGGGGUAGGAAACGCAGAUGACCUGAAACGUCUGGACAUUCCUGUGGUUCAGCACCUACCAGGUGUUGGUAGUAACCUGCAGGAUCAUUUGGAGCUGUACAUCCAGCAGCAGUGCACUCAGCCCAUCACCCUGUACAAGGCCCAGAAACUUUUCCACAUGGUCAAGAUAGGCCUGGAAUGGCUCUCCCUCUUCACUGGGUAUGGAGCAACAGCCCACCUGGAGAGUGGAGGUUUCAUCCGCAGCCGACCACACGUCACACACCCUGAUAUCCAGUUUCACUUCCUUCCCUCACAAGUCAUCGACCAUGGACGAGUUGCCUCCAAGAUAGAGGCUUAUCAGGUUCAUGUAGGACCAAUGAGAAGCACUAGUAUCGGUUGGAUGAAGCUGAAGAGCCCAAAUCCCCUGGAUCACCCGAUUCUACAGCCAAACUAUCUCUCAACUGAUAUCGACGUGUGGGAAUUCAGAGAGUCUGUCAAACUUUCGAGAGAGAUUUUUGCCCAGAAGGCCUUUGACAAGUUCCGGGGUCCGGAAGUCCAGCCUGGGCCUCAUGUUCAAUCCGACGCCGACAUUGAUGCUUUUGUCCGCCAAAAAGCUGACAGUGCCUACCACCCGUCCUGCACCUGCAAGAUGGGGUCACCAUCUGACCCAAUGGCAGUGGUCGACCCAAGCACCCGUGUUUUGGGUCUGGAGCGACUGCGAGUGGUGGACGCCUCUAUCAUGCCCAGUGUAGUCAGCGGAAACCUCAAUGCUCCAACCAUCAUGAUAGCAGAGAAGGCCGCUGACAUUAUCAGAGGUCACCCUCCUCUUGUUGACCCAGGAGUUCCAGUGUACCAACCACCAACACUUGACAAGCAGAGAUGAAGAAAGAGAACAAGAAGCUGAUGGAGGGGUCAUAACACCCACCCCAACAACCCCAAGACUACAUGAAACGGUUUCAUGUAGUCAAUAAAGCCAUUCAAAACUGACAAUCUCUAGCUUCAAAGCAACAUGGUUUAAAACAUUUCCACCAAAAAGUUUUACAAGUUAUAUAACACAACAUGAAUGUUUUACAUGGGUCAUUGGUUGCACUCGGGUUAUUUUGAAAGACAGAGAACUUUUGUUCUGUCUUUCAAAACAAAACUUUUGUUUGAACAGUACAGCUGCAUUUCAGUCAACAGCUAAAGGUUUUUGUUAUCUUUAUGGCUCAUAUCCUACCAAUGAUCAGCCUGCAGACUGUUUACCCAAAUCGUCUGAGCAGCAGUUUGUUAUGUCUGUUCAGAUAGCUUUUCAUCAGAUUAACAUACUUCCUUCCUGAAAACUUGCAGAUUCAACUGUUUCUGAGAACACUGUUUUUGUUGGUUUCUUGCAUGUAGUUUAGAUCAGAAAGAAGGUUUACAGAAGUUAACUCUGCUUCUUUGCUUGUCUUUGUUUUCAUUGUCUUCAAACAAAAUUUGAUGAGCCCAAGAAACUGAUAGCCUCCAAACGGAAUGGCCUACAUUUUCCUGACUAUGCCACUCUGAACUAUUAACAUUACAAGACUACCCAGUCUGUUGCUCAUUCUUCUGCUUUUGCCAAAGUAGUGAAAAACUGAUGAUAUUUAGCUGACUGACACAAAUAGUACAGUUGUCCCACUCUCACCAACACCAUACAGGCUGCAUUCCUCACAAAUAAUGGUGCUAAACUGGUGCUUUUGUUGCGAAACAUUUUUUGUGGUAUUGUUGGAAAUACAACUGGUGGAUUGAAAACAAUCCAGCCCUUUCUUCUUAUGGGCUGACCUUUGUUUUUCAGCUCUGCUUGUAUGACUGUCACUCACAGUUCAUCUCAAAUGUUCUUUUUCUGGCUAAGCAGCCACACACAGCUCGAUAAGUGAAUAGACUGUUGAUCAGAACAGUAAUAACUAGGAGGUAAGGAAGGGUUUAUCAAACUCAGUAAGAUUUGCAUUUUGGCAAUGCCUUUAACGUCAGAUAUUAUAAUCCAGUCACAGUCUGACUUGAAGCAAAUAAUGGAACAAUCUUGUAAAUACGCUGCAUCAUUGCAUAUGGAUUGUAAAAGAUUUGAACAGCUCUUCUGUGUGAGGUUCAUCAGGUUUCAUCGGGUGAUCCACUAUGUAAUUUUCCUGUUGCUCUGGAAUCCUCAAAUAUUCCAGCGCAUAGCUUUUAUUUCCCCCCCCUUGGUACAGAAAAUCUAGUUGAAGAUUUAGUUUUGCCUCGUGAUAAGCUCUUUAGAUAAAAUACUCAAAUACAUUUUACACUAAAAACUGAACAAAUCUUCAUUGGUCAGUCUUGAGUUGACACAUUAUUUCCUUUGGGUACUGUGGAUGUAUGGUGAAUUGAAGAUUUAUAUAAAUAAAUAAUACUGAAAUAUAACUUGCUAGAAGGAAGGCUUAAUGUCUGACAAGUAUUGCACUACUCUGAAGUAUCUUAAUUGCUUUGACAAUUACUGUUUACAUGAUAUGAAGUUUUAUACAACACAACAUCUCAAACCGUUUGUGUACUAAUGAAGGAGUUACACAUUGAUCGUAAAGGGAACAUUGUUUUAAAAUUUAGCCUUUGUUUGCUCUUCUUCACCGUUGUUAAAGAAAAAGGAAAACCAAUCCUGACCUUGUCCUCAGACUUGAUUUAGUGUUCCUUACCCAUGUUUUCUGCAGGUCCAAUAUCAUUCAAGCAAAGAGAUGAACAUUUCAGAUUUUCAUUUGAACUUCUCCAAAAUCUGUAUGAAAGUUGUGCCUUAAUGUAAAACUAUUUGUUGAUAUGUUCAAACAAAUGGGUUGAAAUCAUACAUUUCCAAGCUCAGUCAGUUGUAAUUAAUUUAAUACCAUGCCUUAUAUUAACACUGUGCAGAUUUUAUUUAGUAUUGGCUAAUCGACUGCCCUAUACUAGUGAAAAAGUUCAGUGAAUAAAGCCGUCCGUUGCACAACAAA